AUGCGCCGAAAAUCGAGUAUUAUGGGUUUCAAUUUCGAGGCAAAUGCCUCUGCACAACAGCUGGCCGAUAUCCUGCCGAUCGGCGUUGCCAUCCUCAACAACGACGACCUGAUAUCCGUCAACCGUCGCUUCAGCGAGCUCGUCACAUGUUCCGGGUCCAAAUUCUUCGAGUGCUGGUCGCAGUCGAUUCAUGAUGACGACUACCGGGAUGUGGUGAAGAGGUAUAAUGAGGCGACGGCGUUCAAGCAGUCGCUGCGCAUUGAGUAUCGCACCCGCGACCCCGGCUACCGCUGGCUGGUCCUGAUGCUGGAUCCUUUGGGGGAGGCAGACAGAGUGCGCUUCAAUCUUGGAGGCGAUGGGGAUGGCGGCGUCGUUUGCACCGUGGUCGAUAUCACCGCAGAAAAGCAGGCCGAGUUGUCCCAAAGAUCUGCCGCGCGAGAGGCGCAGGACCGCAAGCAACAACAGGAGCGCUUUAUUGAUAUGAUCAGUCAUGAAAUUCGCAAUCCGCUGUCGGCGAUCUUGCAUUGUACAGAGGACAUUCUCGAAGCGAUCCGUGGAAAGGAAAAGGACAAGAUCGCACUGGCAGAGAUCGUCGAGGCUGCAGAAACCAUCGGCCUCUGCAUCGCGCACCAAAAGAAGAUUGUCAAUGACGUCCUGACGUUCUCGAAACUCGACUCGUCGAUGCUCUCCCUUUCCCCGCGCAGAGUCCAGCCCAAACGUCAUAUCACAAGUCCCCUGGCCAUGUUUCGACCUGAGCUGCGGAAGCAGGACAUUCAGUUCGAGUACAAGCUCGAUUACUCCUACGUGGAAUGCGAGAUCGACUGGGUCAUGGCCGAUUUCGAUCGCAUUAGCCAAAUCCUCAUCAAUCUCCUUGGAAACGCCAUCAAGUUCACGGCCGAGUCGACGAACGAGCGAAAAAUCCGAGUCUCGAUGGGAGCGUCGAUUGUGCGACCUUCUUCCUACCCGCCCAAUGUCGUAUUCUUCAACUCGAGCGAGAGCGCUUUGCGAAUGAACGCAACCAACACGUCCGAUUGGGGUGAAGGCGAUGUGGCGUAUAUCAUGGUCGCCGUCAAGGACACAGGUAUUGGAAUCACCGACCAAGCUCAGAAGCGGCUAUUUGAACGCUUCAAUCAAGCGACUCCGAAAACGGAGAGCAUCUACGGUGGCUCGGGCCUUGGGCUGAAUGUCAGCAGAAAGCUCUCUCACCUUCAUGGAGGAGAAAUCGGCGUGAGUUCAAAGGAAGGGCAAGGAAGUACCUUUGGCUUCUUUUUCAAAGUGUGCAAAACUCCUGAGCCCAGUCAUCACGACAGCAACAAAUACACUGGCAAUGCAAUCGACGAUUUAUGCGUUGACAUUCAAGCCCUGGGCAAUGAAGUGACGGGGGUGAACCAAACGACCGAAAACCCAGAGAUACCCGUGCGACCGAGUUUGAAUAACUUCGGAGAGUCAAAGCCAGGCUGCGCGAGUGACGAAAGAGCGGCACAUACAUCCGCAAUAGCGCAAGACGUCGCCGAGGAAAGUGCUACGAGCAAACACGUUCUGUUGGUCGAAGACAACACCAUCAACCGACGCAUCAUCUCGCGCAAGUUGAGCUUUAUGGGGUUCCAUAUCACAGAGGCAGCCAACGGUGAAGAGGCAUUGCGUGCCGUGGAACACAACACGUUUGAGUGUAUACUCAUGGACCAAGAAAUGCCCAUCAUGGAUGGCAACACGACAACCAAGGCGAUCCGCGACCUUGAAAAAGAGACUGGGUCGCAUAUCUCUAUACUCGGAGUCACGGCAAAUGUCCGAGCUGAGCAGCAAGCCGAAAUGUUGGAUGCUGGGAUGGACGAUGUCAUCCUGAAACCGUAUGGGACGAAAGAGCUUGUUGACAGGAUCCAUCACUUGAUCGCGACGAAAACACGGAAAUGA
Molecule: messenger RNA, 1911 nt
Organism: Penicillium alfredii
Lineage: Eukaryota; Fungi; Ascomycota; Eurotiomycetes; Eurotiales; Aspergillaceae
Product: hybrid sensor histidine kinase/response regulator
Exons: 1
Coding region: 1-1911 (636 amino acids)
Biological process (GO): phosphorelay signal transduction system; protein autophosphorylation
Molecular function (GO): phosphorelay sensor kinase activity; histidine phosphotransfer kinase activity
Source: RefSeq, a predicted model, not a curated record